CCUUGAUAAUAUUCAUGACAGAUCGUUUCUCCGUUUAGAUGGUUCAUCUAAAUGAAUUUUUAUUUGUUUGUUCAUUUCCAUUUUUAUCUAAAUGAGUUAUUAGACAAAUGACUUAUAUACUAAAUUGUUUUGAUUUAAUUAUAUUUUAUUUUUGUUUAAUUAUAAUUAUUAUAUUAAUUAUUAUCAACUAUCUAAAAUAUAACUAAAUUAGAUCACAUACAAUAAAAUUAAAUCAAAUAUAUAAUAUUUCAAAAUAACAAAAUAAUAUAAUGGUAAUUAUAAUAGAUAUCUAAACCACUAGACUGAAAAAUUAUAAAAUUUUGUAUAAAUAGUCAAAAAAUAAUUUUAUAAAUAUACUUAUGUUAUUGUAUUUUAAAAACAUAAAUUUGAAUAAAAAUACAAUUUUAUGCAUAGUUGAAUAUUUAGAUAAAUUGCUUGAUGGUUAAUAAAUUUAACUUUUCAUCAAAACAAAUAUUUAGAUUAUAGAAAAAUUCACUAAUCAUUGUAAAUAGAUGACUAAUCGUGCUUCCAAGUUGUAUAGUUUAUUUGAAUUUGAACACGAUAUAGAAUAUUGGCUAUAGUAUUAACUAAAACAAAAUUUAAUAGAAAUAUAUUCUAGAUAUACAAUAAAAUUCUAUAAAUUAAUGAUGUUGAGACUAUGAAAUUUUAUUCAUUUUAGAGUUAUUAAUUUAUAAAAAUAUCUUUUAAAGAUUUUUAUAUUUUAUAAUAUAUUUUUAUAAAAUAAAAAAUAAUAAAUUUUAUCGUAUAUAUACAUCAGUUAAAUUUUAGAGAUGAGUUUCAUAUUACUUUUAUUGUAUUAUUUAUUGUAUAUGAAAUAUGUUUCAUAAAAAUUUAAAUAUAGUUUAGAUAUAAUGAUAAUUUUAUUGUGGAUAUAAAACAAACAAUACAAUGCGUUAUUUGUAUUUAUAUAAAAUGUAUAUACAUAAACUAUUAGUUUAUGAUGUUAGUUAGAUCAUAUAUUACAUAUGAUUUUCUAAAAAUAUAUUUUUUAUCACCUUAUCGAUUGUGUCAUAGUUUGAAUUAGUUUAACUAAACAAUAGAGAAAUUUACUAAUUUAUUAUGUUUAUUAAUUUAUCAAGUAUUAAUUUAUAAUUUUUAUCUAUAUACAUAUAUGAAUAAUUAUAUUAAUUAAAUAGAAACAGAAAAAUAAAAAUAUCAUAAGAAGUAAAUUUUUGCAAAGCUUCAUAAAACCAAAAAUUUAAAUAAAACAUUGGUAAGUAAAAUAAAAAAUGAUUAUUUAUAAUUUAUCUAAUUUUCAUAAUUAUAGUUAAAAUUCUAAAAUAUAUGAAAAUAUUGUUAUUAUUUUUUAAAAUAAAAUUUUAGUUAGGAAAAAUUAUUGAUGUAAACAUAUAUUUUUAAGUAACGUUAAUAAUUUAGGGAAUUGCUCCUGAGCCCUAAAAACAAAGGCAUUUGCUCCCAAUUUUGGUUUUGGUUUUGGUUUUUCUUCGUGUGGCGACUUUGGAUUUGGAAAGUGAACGAACAGAGAAGAAGAUCUCAGCUUACACUUGAUCUACAAAGAGUCACUAGUAAGUUGUGAGAUUGCGAGAUUUAUCAGUAAAAGACGAUUCCUUUUGCUCUAAUUGAAUCAGAUAGAUCUGUCGAAAUAGCUUUAAACAUCGCAUUGGGUCCUCAUGUAUUCACUGCUUCUCCAUGGUAAACGAAGGUUCGUCGAUUUGCAGAAAUGGCCUAGCUUUAUAGUUUCACUGAAUCUUUCGCGAAAUGCAUCUUCUUCCUCUGCUUCUGGUCUCAAAGGCAAGAACUUUACAGUCUCUUACCUCGUUGAUUCCCUGAGUUUCACCCCAAAACUCGCUGAAUCAAUCUCAAAGAAAGUCACUUUCGACGACAAGUCUCGUCCUGAUUCAGUUCUGAACCUUUUCAAAAGUCAUGGCUUCACAGAUUCUCAAAUCUCCACCAUCAUUACAGCUUACCCACUGUUGCUUACAGCAGACGCUGAAAAGUCUAUUGCCCCCAAGCUUCAGCUUCUGCUGUCUAGAGGAGCUUCACCCUCUGAGCUCACUGAGACUAUUUCAAAAGUCCCGAGGAUCUUGUCAAAGGACAGAUCUUUAACCGUGUACUAUGACUUCGUCAAAGAGGUUAUAGAAGCCGACAAGAAGAGUACUUCCACUUUAUGUCUGCCCAAAAGGGGUAAGCAGGAGAACAAAAUCAGAAACAUAUCUGCUUUGAGAGAACUGGGCAUGCCUCAGCGAAUGUUGUUCCCUCUUCUCAUCUCAAACCGCCCACACAUCUGUGGGAAAGAAAGGUUCCAAGAGUCUCUCAAGAAGGUCGUUGAGAUGGGUUUUGAUCCCACCACCCCAAGGUUUCUUGAAGCUCUGCGGAUUGUUAUGGGAAUGAAUAACGAAACGGUGCAAGAGAAAGUCAGUGUCUAUAAACGUUUAGGCUUUACUGCGGAAGAUAUUUUGGUAAUGUUCAAGAGGUUCCCUAUUUUUCUUGCACUCUCUGAGAAGAAGAUAACUCGUAGUUUCGAAACCAUGAAGGAGUGUGGGCUCCUUGAAGACGAGGAGCUCCGCUCAGUGGUGAAAAUGUUUCCGCAGUGCCUUGGCUUUUCAGAGGAGAAUAUAUUGAACUCUGUUGAAACAUUCCUAGGUCUUGGCUUCAGCAGAGAUGAGAUUGCCAUGAUGGUGAAGCGCCUUCCGGCGAGCAUUGGGUAUGCUGGAGAGACGGUGAAGAGGAAGACUGAGUUUGUGGUGAAGGAGAUGAGUUGGCCACUAAGGGCUGUGGCUUUGUUUCCUCAGGUGCUUGGAUUAAGCAUGGAGAAGAGGAUUGUCCCAAGGUGUAACGUAAUCAAAGCUCUCAUCUCCAAAGGAUUGAUCAAAAGUGAACUCCUCCCUUCACUGUCGUCUGCUUUGGUAUGUACAGAUCAGGAUUUCUUGAAAAGGUACGUGAGGAAGCACGAUGAGGACGAGGAGUUUGUGGCUGAGUUGAUGGCUGUAUUCACUGGAGAGAUGAGAACAAACAAAUAAAGCUUCUGAAGACAAGAAGAAACAGAUAAUGCCUAAACUUGAAUCUUAGAUAUUGCAGUUCUAGGCAAUGAUCAUUAGACCAAAUGGUUCAUGUUUCUUUUUGAAAUCUGGUUACUUGUAAUGAGCAAGAGGUGAGUUUCGGUUGUAUCAAGAGGUAAUUUGGCUGUGGAAAAUCAGUUUGAACAUUAUUGAAA
Brassica rapa (field mustard) is the source of this 3196-nucleotide messenger RNA. RefSeq names its product transcription termination factor MTERF15, mitochondrial-like. Gene Ontology annotation, biological process: regulation of DNA-templated transcription. The record is from RefSeq and is a predicted model, not a curated record. NCBI's taxonomy places the organism in Eukaryota, Viridiplantae, Streptophyta, Magnoliopsida, Brassicales, Brassicaceae. Gene Ontology annotation, molecular function: double-stranded DNA binding.